Molecule: messenger RNA, 345 nt
Organism: Sinocyclocheilus rhinocerous
Lineage: Eukaryota; Metazoa; Chordata; Actinopteri; Cypriniformes; Cyprinidae
Product: estradiol 17-beta-dehydrogenase 2-like
Exons: 2
Coding region: 1-345 (114 amino acids)
Biological process (GO): steroid metabolic process
Cellular component (GO): intracellular membrane-bounded organelle
Molecular function (GO): oxidoreductase activity
Source: RefSeq, a predicted model, not a curated record
AUGGAGGGGAUUGUUGAAGGCUGUCUGGGGUUUCUAUACGAUCUGCUGCUGGUGGUCUGUGUUGGGCUUCUGCGGGUUGCUGAGGGCCGGUCGCUCACAGGUUGUGAUUCGGGUUUUGGUCAUGAUCUGGCCAGGUUUUUAGACAGCGCAGGGAUGAGGGUGUUUGCAGGGGUUCUGGAUGAACUCAGUCCUGGAGCUCUGGAGCUUAAGAAAGCUGCAUCACCAAACCUCACCGUCCUACAGUUAGACAUCACCAACAGCAGCCAGAUCACACAGGCACACCAGUACAUCCAGAGCCAAACAGGUGAGAAAACCUCACUGACUUACACUGAAGAAGAGAUCUGA